Molecule: messenger RNA, 891 nt
Organism: Clavispora lusitaniae ATCC 42720
Lineage: Eukaryota; Fungi; Ascomycota; Pichiomycetes; Serinales; Metschnikowiaceae
Gene: BCR1
Product: transcription factor BCR1
Biological process (GO): regulation of transcription by RNA polymerase II
Cellular component (GO): chromatin
Molecular function (GO): RNA polymerase II cis-regulatory region sequence-specific DNA binding; DNA-binding transcription factor activity, RNA polymerase II-specific
Source: RefSeq, a predicted model, not a curated record
AUGUCCGACAAGAACAAAAAGCCACUGAAGGGCCGCGUUUUCCAGUGCACGGGCUUCCCCAACUGCAGCAAGUCCUUCACGCGCUCCGAACACUUGGCGCGCCACCGCCGCAAACACACGGGCGAGCGGCCCUUCACCUGCCCGCACUGCUCGAAAAACUUCUCGCGCCUCGACAACCUCCGCCAGCACAAACAGACGGUCCACGCCUACGAAAACUACAUCAAGCACCGCCUGCCCGACUCCGCGGCCAUGCGCCUGCCCGACUUUGCGCCCGACUUUGCCGCCGCCCAACGCGACCGUGCGCCCUUCUCCGUCUACUACCCAUGGCCCUACCUAGCGCCGCACCUGGCGCCCAUCCCGCCGUCGACGCCCGGCGCGCCGCCGCAAGCCUCGCCUGCUGCCGUUCGCGCGCCCACGCCGCCGGCGCUGACCGAGGCGUUGCGCGAGCCGCCCAAAUUCAACCCCAAGUUGCGGCCGCGGCCCUUGGCGCUAACGCACUCGUUCCAGGACGACAGCGCGCUCGCGCCGCCGCGCAUGGCGGCCCACAUCGACCCGCCCUUGAAAACGGCGCCGCCCGCAGCAGGCUUUGCCGCCCUGUACAAGUCCGACCUGUACUACCGGCCCGUCGGGUCGCUUCUCCUGUAUCCGUGCCUGAUGACGGUGCUGCCGUUGUCGCCGCUUUUCCACCAGUCGUUCAACCAGGUGGCGCCGCCGCCCGCAUCCAGUGGCGCCGCCCGCGGCGCGCGCGACCUGCUUGUGCUUCCUCAGCCGCAGGCGCGCGACGCCGACCGCGGCAAUUGGCUCGCCCGCAUGCUCAACGAGCCGUCGCGCAAGCCCACCAUCGACAGCCUAGUGGACGAGGAAGACGACAAGGCGAGCCAGACGGUGUAG